AUGGGCCCAGAAGCCCGUGCCCUGCCUUAUCCGCUAAGUAAUCGGGCCCGGAUUUCCAAGUUUCUUCAAAUGGCGAAUUGGCAACAGCCAGGUUUCUCCAAUGAAGCUUUAAACAAAAUGUACUCGGAGGUUCAGCAAGAGCUUUCCCAAACGGGGCCGCCCAAGCGGGUUGGAAACUAUGAAAUCAUGAGGAAGGUCGGAGAGGGGGCCUACUCCAAAGUGUACCUGGCGCUUCAUGUUAUCACUCGACACCAAGUGGUUUUGAAGGACACCAUCAAAGACCAGGUGAAUUUGGCAGGUGAGAUUGUGCAUUUACGCACGUUUCGGCACCCGCACAUUGCCAGGCUGUACGAGAUCAUUGUGCAGAGCGACCGUGUUUGGCUGGUCAUGGAGUACUGCGCGGGUGAGGAGUUGUACUUGAACCUGGCACGCCAUGGCCCCUUCAACAUCGUUGUCGCCAGAAGGAUGUUUACACAGCUAGUCGGCGCUGUAGCCUAUGCCCAUAUGCAGCAGUGUGCCCACAGAGAUCUGAAGCUGGAGAAUGUUUUGCUGGACAACGAGCUGAAUAUCAAGCUGGGCGACUUUGGGUUCACCAGAAGCUAUCAAUCAAAGAGCAUGCUUGAUACUGUCUGCGGCACAGAACCGUAUAUGGCGCCAGAACUGCUCCUCCAAAAACGGUAUAAUCCCGAGGCGGCCGACGUUUGGUCUUUGGGGAUUAUUUUCUAUGCUAUUUUAUUUGGUAAACUGCCGUUCGAUGAAGACAAUGCUGCAGAAACCCGCAACCGCAUCAUAAACUGCGAGCCCGAUAUGUCGGGUCCUGCUCCUGAUGAUCUCAAAGAUCUAAUAAAGAAAAUGCUCUGCAAAGAUUCUCGCCAACGCCCUCGAUGUGCUGACUUACUUCGAAGUGAGUGCUUUGGUGCCGAUGGUGAAAUUCAAAUGAAUCUGUUGUCUAGGCCCGCUCCUCAGCCUUUUCAAAGCCGCCAGGAACGUGAGAUUUUGAAGGCAAUGCGGGCUCUCGGAAUGGAUUUAUCAGUUGUCGCCGAAUCAAUCAAUCAGAUGAAAUGCGAUCCAAUUCAUGGCAUAUUUUACACGGCUCUCGACAAAGCAAUGCUGGGCGAGUCGCGACUGACUCGUCGGCAUUCAGAGUCUUCAUCAUUGCGACAUGUGGCUCGGGCCGCCAGGGCUAUACUUCCUCGUCGCUCUUCAGAGAGAGAAAGGGAACCCUCAAUUGUUCAAGCCCAACCAGAUCUUUCUGCUCGUCCCCGUCUGGACACAGCGGUUAGUGCCCCCCAAUCACAACGAGAAGUCGAACCGCAACGAGAGUCUGAGUCCGCAAAAGGUCGUUUGCGCCGAUUGCUUCACUCAAUGAUUCCUCGGGGUGAAAACAGGUACCUCAAUGUUCCUGCUCUGGCUGCUCACCAGGAAGUCUCGCCCGCCAGUUCCCAACCUUCUGAAACCCAGACUCCUUUGCAGUCAGAAGUAUCAGUUUUGGUGACUGAAACUCUUCCUGGCGGACGGGGGCGAGCUAUGUCUCAAAUGUCUCAACUGUCUGCUUUAUCUGCUUUAUCUAGUACGUCCAAAGACACGUUGGACCAGCUGAAUUUCAGAACGAGCUCAAUCCCCCACGAGUCUGAAAAGUAUGUCGCUCGUCUCUCCCCAGUUCCUAAUAAGCUCAAGCGCCGAUUGUUUCCUCAGGUGGAACCUCUAAAAGAAGAGUAA
This is a messenger RNA of Wickerhamiella sorbophila, 1719 nucleotides long. RefSeq lists its product as hypothetical. Gene Ontology annotation, molecular function: protein serine/threonine kinase activity; ATP binding. Lineage: Eukaryota; Fungi; Ascomycota; Dipodascomycetes; Dipodascales; Trichomonascaceae. The record is from RefSeq and is a predicted model, not a curated record. The coding region runs from base 1 to 1719 and encodes 572 amino acids. The transcript has a single exon. Gene Ontology annotation, cellular component: cytoplasm. Gene Ontology annotation, biological process: protein phosphorylation; intracellular signal transduction.